UCCGACGCGUCCAAGUUCGCGCUGGGGCCUCGAGACGGCCGGGACGUACGAGUCGUCCGUCCUCGGCGCGUCCGUGUCUACGCAGCCGGGGCCCUUCGCGGAGGGCGUCGACACGACGUUCGAGACGUCGUACCUGCGGCCGACGGAGCUGUCCGAGACGGUCUCGUGGGCCUCCAGCCCGCUGGUGUUCGGGUCCAGGGCGCGGGCAGCGGAGAGGCGCUCGCCAUCGCCAUCGCCGCCGGUCUCCAUGGCACAUGGCACACCCUCGCUGGGUGCUGUCCCACCGGGCUCCCCGCCGUCGUCCGUGUCUGCCCCCUCCAGCGUGUCGACCCCCGUUCUACACCGACGGAGGGAAGAAGCCCGGUCGCCCCAGCGACGCGCACGCCGUCUACGGUGACGACGGUCUCCUCCAUCCUAUACACUCCCCGCGCGCUCAGCCCCCCACCAGCCCCGCUCUCUCCCGCGCUGUCUGUUGGAGCGUCGACGGAGCCAUCCCUCUCGUCAUUGUCGACGGAUGCCAGCGGUCCUCCCCCAGAUGUCCCCGUACGUCUCGUCGUCCGCGUCUCGACUCUCCGUCACGCGCGCAUACAUGCAUGCUGAGGCGUCCGUCACUGGCAGGCCUCACCACCGCCGACGCUCCUCCUGAGCCGCGGGCCUCCCCAGCGCGGAGGGCCACCCCUCCGGCCCCCACGGCCCCACCCGCCUUGCACAGAACAAGCGAACGAUCCCCGGUUACUCUGCCGACGCCUCCCACUCCGUCCGUGAUCCUCAGCGUAACCACACCGCGCGGCGACGCACCGUCCAUCACCUCUCUCCUCGAUAUUCUACCCGCGGAAGCCCCGGAUAGGCUCCCCAGGCGCGAGUUCGACCGCGUAUGGGCGCGGAUCCUAGAGAUGGAGGCGCGCAGGCGGCGGAGAGCAUAGAGCUGACACGGAGCCUCCGGGGGCUCCGGGAGGUGGCGGAGGGACUGAUGGAUCGGCAGCGCCGGCGUCGCGACGUUCUUGUUGGGGGUGGGCGGCGCGGUGUCCCCAGGACGAGCAG
Fomitopsis serialis is the source of this 1041-nucleotide messenger RNA. RefSeq lists its product as uncharacterized. NCBI's taxonomy places the organism in Eukaryota, Fungi, Basidiomycota, Agaricomycetes, Polyporales, Fomitopsidaceae. The transcript has a single exon. The record is from RefSeq and is a predicted model, not a curated record. The coding region runs from base 255 to 923 and encodes 222 amino acids.